UUUUGGAAGCAAAUGCUAUUUCUAUAUAUUCUUCUAAAGAUGACAUUCUCCCAUAUAUUGAUUCCACUUCCUACACAACGCUUCUCUCCAUUUUUAUUUUAUUUUAUUUUUUUGACACAUCCAUCAAAAUAAUGGUUAAACAUCAUGUGUUUCAUAAGGCCAUGUACUUUCUUUUCAUAUACUCCAUUCAAUUGCAUUCCCAACUCCUUUGUUUUUUAUACUCAGAUGCAAGUUACCUUUCCUUUGCAAAUGAAGCCACAAGUUUUAUCCCAGAACCCGAAUACGAUUACAUUAUCGUUGGAGGGGGGACGGCUGGGUGUCCUUUAGCUGCCACAUUAUCCGAAAGUUAUUCUGUUCUACUUCUUGAGCGUGGGGGUGUAUCAGAUUCUGAUCCUAAUGUAUUAUACGCAAUCAACUCUGUAACAAACAUUAUUAAUGCAAAUGAAAAAAGUUCACCGGCUCAAGCGUUUACUUCUGAAGAUGGUAUACAAAACGCGAGAGGAAAUGUCUUGGGAGGUAGCAGCAUGAUAAAUUUUGGGUUUUAUUCGAGAGCAGAUGAGUACUUUCAUAAUAAAACAGAAAUUGAAUGGGAUAUGACCAAAGUUGAAGAAGCCUAUAAGUGGGUUGAAGAUAGUGUUGUCUGGGUUCCAGAACGCAUAAAUAGUUGGCAAACUUCUACCUUAGAUGCAUUAUUGGAAUCAGGAGUCGGUCCAGCAAAUGGCUUUACGGUUGAUCACCUUCAAGGUACCAAAGUAAGUGGUUCUACGUUUGAUGGUUCAGGGAGACGACAUGGCGCAGUAGAGUUACUAAAUAGAGCCAACCCUGAAAAUCUAAGGGUGGUGGUUCAUGCCACCGUUGAUCGAAUUAUGUUUUCCACAUCUAAAAGUUCAGAUUUAGCUGCAGUUGGGGUUGUUUAUCAUGAUUCUUUAGGGAGGCAACAUAAAGUCCAUGUAAGAAGAAAUGGUGAAGUGAUACUAUGUGCCGGAGCUAUUGGAAGCCCACAACUUUUACUCCUUAGUGGAAUCGGACACGGGUCAUACUUGGAAUCACAAAAUAUUACGAUAGUUCAUCAACAUCCUUUCGUUGGUCAGUUCAUAGCUGAUAAUCCAUGUAUAGGGAUUAGUCUUCUAGUCCCUUUUCGAUUAGAUGAUUCUGGAAGCCAGGUGGUUGGGAUCACAAAUGAAGGCAUCUAUAUAGAGUCCAGUUCUAGCAUCAUCCCAUUUGAUUCUCCUGCAAAUUUCAUAUUUUUUCCUCAUACAUCUUUUCCAUUAAACAUCAGUGUUGUCUCCAUUGCGGCCAAGGUCUCAAAGCCGUUAUCAAAUGGAUUUCUUAGUUUAAAAUCUGCUACUGAUGUUACUGUUACUCCAAAAGUAAGAUACAACUACUUCUCUAACUCACAGGACCUUGCACAGUGCACUAAUGCAGUGGAUGUAACUAGGAAAUUGCUGAAAACACGAGCUAUGGAGAUAUAUAAGUUUAGUGAUCGUGAUGGUGAAAAUUACUUUAACUUCAUUGGGCAUUCGUUACCUGAAAGUUCAUCUAAUGAGGAUACCAUUGAGACAUUUUGUCGUGAAGUUUUAACAACAUUUUAUCACUUUCAUGGUGGAUGCUUGGUGAACAAAGUUGUUGAUAGGAAUUUGAAAGUCAUUGGAAUUGAUUCCUUACGAGUUGUUGAUGGUUCGGUAUUCUCUCAUUCGCCAGGAACAAAUCCUCAAGCAACUGUCAUGAUGUUAGGCCGUUACAUCGGCACAAGGAUACUCAAAGAGAAAGGAUAAGAUAAUUUACAUUCUUAAAAUACGUUCAGCAAGAAAUAAUGUAUACAAUAGAUCAAUGUUUAUCUGGGGUCAUGUACUCCAUUGCAAUACUUUGUCUACAAAACUCAAAUAAAUUACACUCCAAGUAGACAUUCAUAACUUCUUUUUUUAGUUUUUACUGUU
Messenger RNA from Erigeron canadensis, 1937 nucleotides. Its product is annotated as (R)-mandelonitrile lyase-like. Gene Ontology annotation, molecular function: flavin adenine dinucleotide binding; oxidoreductase activity, acting on CH-OH group of donors. The transcript has 3 exons. Bases 132 to 1775 code for a protein of 547 amino acids. The record is from RefSeq and is a predicted model, not a curated record. Lineage: Eukaryota; Viridiplantae; Streptophyta; Magnoliopsida; Asterales; Asteraceae.